Molecule: messenger RNA, 1472 nt
Organism: Cynara cardunculus var. scolymus (artichoke)
Lineage: Eukaryota; Viridiplantae; Streptophyta; Magnoliopsida; Asterales; Asteraceae
Product: polygalacturonase At1g48100
Exons: 7
Coding region: 28-1362 (444 amino acids)
Biological process (GO): carbohydrate metabolic process
Molecular function (GO): polygalacturonase activity
Source: RefSeq, a predicted model, not a curated record
CUUAAUUGUAUCCAAUAGAAGCAAAACAUGAAUCACUUGUCUCUCAUUGUUUUUAAUCUUAUGGUGUUUUUUUGGCUUUUUACCAUAAUACCCUCUGUUGAAGGGAGAAAGUUCCAUAGCCCUUGCAAGAAGCAUCACAAGGGUUCUGGACAUUUUUGUAAUUCUACAACCAUCUUCAACAUCUUGUCUUUUGGUGCUAAAGCUAAUGGAGUUUCUGAUGAUUCCAAGAAACUCAUAGGAGCAUGGAAAGCAGCAUGCAAAGUUCCCGGAGGAGUUCUUCAGAUUCCAUUAAAUCACAACUUUCUAAUAAAACCUAUAACCCUUCAAGGCCCAUGUAUGGGUCACAUUAUUUUUCAGAUAGACGGAACUCUACUAGCACCACCCAAAAUUGGAACAUGGUCAAAGUCAAACUUGUACCAGUGGAUAAAUUUCAAAUGGGUUUACAAUUUGACCAUCCAAGGAAGUGGUACCAUUGAUGGUCAAGGCUGUAAUUGGUGGGAUCCAAUCAAAUCUAAACACAUUUCAGAUAUAAAACCGACUGCUUUGAGAUUUUAUGCAAGCGAAGAUACCAUAGUUCGUGAUAUCACGAUAAGAAAUAGUCCACAAGUUCAUUUGAAAUUCGACAACUCAGAACGAGUCAAGGUCAACAACAUCACUAUUUCGGCACCUAGAAAUAGUCCGAACACUGAUGGCAUUCAUCUUCAGAACACCCGUGAUGUAGAAAUCAUGCAUUCAAAUGUUGGAACUGGGGAUGAUUGUGUUUCCAUACAGACCGGGUGCUCCAAUGUUCACAUCCAUCAUAUAAAUUGUGGUCCCGGCCACGGUAUAAGUUUAGGAGGAUUAGGGAAAGAUAAAAGUACGGCGUGUGUAUCAAACAUUCUUGUAGAGAAUUCUGUCAUUCAAGAUGCUUUGUACGGAGCAAGAAUCAAGACAUGGCAGGGUGGAAAAGGGAUGGUCAAGAAUGUUACAUUUUCAAACAUUGAGGUAGCAAAUGUUAAUUUCCCGAUAGUAAUCAACCAAUACUACUGUGACAAAGUUGUUUGUCAGAACCAGACAAACUCUGUCGCGAUAAAGAGUGUCAGAUUUGAUAGAAUAAUAGGGACUUAUUCGACUCAACCAAUACAUCUAGCAUGUAGUACUGACGUUCCGUGUACUGAUAUUGAUCUUUCUGAUAUCCAAUUAAAACCUUUCGGAGGACUCCUUGGAGGAUCUCAACUUCAACGAGCUUUGUGUUGGAAUUCAUAUGGGAACUCAAAGGGUCCAUUGGUACCAUCUAGCAUCAACUAUUGCUUAAGAAAGGGUGGGGGUGGUGGUAGUGGUUCGGUGCACGAAAUGUCGAGAUCUUAUGAUGAAGUAUGUUAGUUGAGGGACUGUUUUUGUAAAACUGUAAAUGUUGAAGGACCAUUAAUGUAACUCUAAUGCUUGCAUUGACUUUGGGCCUGGGCCGCUUGGUGGGCCAAGAAUUUGCUUAG